Molecule: messenger RNA, 662 nt
Organism: Racocetra persica
Lineage: Eukaryota; Fungi; Glomeromycota; Glomeromycetes; Diversisporales; Gigasporaceae
Source: the annotation of a GenBank genome assembly
CUGUUCCCAUUCUUUUUGAGCAAGAUUGCUAUAACUUUGACAAAUACAUUGCUCAUGGGCGACAGGAUCAUGAAGAACUGCUUCCAGAAGAGUCACCUGCAGCGCCUUCAAUUAAUGAAUCGGACCUUAAUAAGCUACUUGAAAUGGGUUUUCCUGAGAACCGAUGCAGAAAAGCAUUGAUUGCUACUGGAAAUAAUGGAGCUGAUAUAGCAAUGAAUUGGUUGUUUGAACAUAUGGAUGAUGCAGAUAUUGAUGCGCCAAUUUCAGGUUCUACAUCCGUAUCUAAUGCACAGGAACCUUCAAAAGACGAUGUCACCAUAUUAAUGACUAUGGGAUUCUCAGAAGCACGAGUUAGGAAAGCUUUAUCGGAGACAAAUAAUGACGUGAAUCGUGCUGCUGACUGGCUCUUCAGCCAUCCUGAGGAUGUGUCUGAGAGUUCGCAAGUUGAUGACAAUAACGUCAUUAACACUUUUGGAGAUUCUACUUUACCUGCUGACUAUCAACUUCAGAGUGUCAUUUCUCACAAAGGUACAUCUGUACACUGCGGUCACUAUGUUGUUCACAUACAUAAGGAUCAAAAGUGGGUUUUAUUCAAUGACAACAAAGUUGCAGAAGAUCCUCAACCUCCUCUUGGAGACGCUUAUGUCUAUAUUUUGAGGAGA